Messenger RNA from Manduca sexta (tobacco hornworm), 824 nucleotides. Its product is annotated as glycine cleavage system H protein-like. NCBI's taxonomy places the organism in Eukaryota, Metazoa, Arthropoda, Insecta, Lepidoptera, Sphingidae. The record is from RefSeq and is a predicted model, not a curated record. The transcript has 5 exons. Gene Ontology annotation, cellular component: mitochondrion; cytoplasm; glycine cleavage complex. Gene Ontology annotation, biological process: glycine decarboxylation via glycine cleavage system; protein lipoylation. The coding region runs from base 130 to 600 and encodes 156 amino acids.
CUAAUUUCUCCCCUGAGUCCGUGCUUACGCUAAGACGCGAUAAUUUUCGUCGCGAUAGAUUCGUCGACACUCCGCCGUCGCAAGCCCCGGCCGACACAACCGCACCGCCACUAACGCGACCACUUAGUCAUGUCGAUGAGCACCCUGAUCCGCGCUGCGUCGCGUCUCCCUCGCUCCAGCGUCUCGCCGCUUUGUUGCCGGAGGGCAUUUUACUCCGCAGACAGUAAAGCGCGGUAUUACACGAAGAAACACGAGUGGGUGUCGGUGAGCGACAACAUCGGCACCGUCGGCAUUUCCAGCUAUGCACAGGAUGCGCUGGGCGAGGUGGUGUUCGCACAGCUGCCAGACCCGGGCAAGCAGCUGGCUGCGGGAGACGAGAGCGGCGCGCUCGAGAGCGUCAAGGCAGCCAGCGAGGUGUACACACCCGUCUCCGGGACGGUGACAGAAAAGAACACAGCAGUGGAGUCAACACCAUCACUGAUUAACAAGUCGUGUUACGAGGAGGGCUGGCUGUUUAAGGUGAAGCUGAGCAAGCCCGAGGAGCUGCAGACGCUGAUGGACCAGAGCGCGUACGACUCCUACCUCAAGGAGUCCCACUGACCACCAGACAAUAGACUAUAGAGCGGAGCGCUCUGUGUGUUGAAUAACUCAAUUGCUAGGCCUCAAUUAUGUAUUGGUUAGCUCAACUUCAAAAUGCGGCAGCGGAAUUCGGAAACGGAUAUAUAGAUUAUAAUAAAAUAACUAUUACUAUGUGAGUAGCCACAUGAAACAACGGAUUCAAGAAGUGAGGCACAAUGGUAUUGCAAUUCAUUAUCUCUAGAAGU